AUGGAAUUCAUAAUCAAAGAGACGAAUGGAAAAUCCUUCACUGUCGUUCAUGAUGUGGUUCUAACUACGUCUUCGUGUUCGUGCAAGCACUUCGAGUUGUACGGGUGGUUGUGUAGACACGUAUUUGUUGUGCUCAAAGAUCUGGGCUUCAAUCUCAUUCCGUCAGCAUAUAUCAUGCCGAGAUGGACAAAGCAGACGAUUACCGAGCCCUGUGUCGACCACCUCAUUGAAUUUUCAAAAAUCGUCGAAGCAUACAAGAUUAAGCUACUGUCUGCUCGAACACCAGGGGAUGCAACAAUCAAUGGGGGUGUUGUGGAUGAUAUGCACAUUGAAAAAGAACACCAUUUUGAAUCAUUCGUCGGCAUGGCCGCUCCUCGAGAGGUAAACAUUCACCCACCGACCCAGUCCAAGAACAAAGGUAGCGGUAAGAGAAUAAAGAGUGCGAAAGAGAAAGGGAUUGAAGGGUCGAAAAAGAAACGAAGGACGUGCAAGUCAUGUGGUGAAAUGACAGGCCACAACGCACGUACAUGCCCCAAGAAGCAUCAGACAUACAUGUCAAAUCCAACCGCGGAACAGGCGACAAGCGAGGCGACAAGGGGAUGA
Striga hermonthica is the source of this 603-nucleotide messenger RNA. Lineage: Eukaryota; Viridiplantae; Streptophyta; Magnoliopsida; Lamiales; Orobanchaceae. The record is from the annotation of a GenBank genome assembly.